AAAAAUAAAAUAAAAAGGAAAUUUUGAUGCUAAAUUACAGAGCGGGUUGACUCAGACAAAUCUUGAAAAGCUUCCCCAUGUACGGUCCACCACCACCACACGCCUCCAUGAACGAUACCACCGCCGCCGCCGCCGCCGCCGAGCAACGCCGCCAGGGUUCAACUCGUAUCGAAGACGAAGACGACGAAGACGACGUCGUUCAGUGCUCUAAUGGCGGGGACAACGACGACGACGACGACAUAGACAACCUACCCUCGCGGAUCGGCUACGUCCCCUCCAACAACUCCCACUCGCCGCACGCGCUUUCCGGAGGCGGCGGCCUGGAGGUUAUUGAGGCCGACGCUCUCUACGCCGCCGAUAUGCCUCCUCCGGUGGGGCCCGUUCCCGGAGAAGGAGGCGCCGACCAACUCACCCUGUCUUUCCAGGGUGAAGUUUACGUUUUCGACUCGGUUUCCCCUGAAAAGGUUCAGGCAGUUUUGCUACUAUUGGGUGGGUAUGAAGUGCCCACCGGUAUUCCUACACCUGGAAUGACUCCUCAAAACCAUAGGAACUUAGGUGAUUAUCCAGGGAGAUCGAGUCAACCACAAAGGGCUGCCUCUUUAAACCGGUUUAGAGAAAAGAGGAAAGAACGAUGUUUUGAUAAAAAGAUUCGUUAUACCGUUCGAAAGGAAGUUGCUCUAAGGAUGCAGCGGAAAAAAGGCCAGUUUACAUCGUCCAAGGCAGUUUCCGAAGAACCAGGAGCAUCUUCUGCAGAUUGGACUGGAACUUCCGUCCAAGAAGAACAGGAAACCUCAUGUAGGCAUUGUGGAAAUAGCUCAAAGUCGACUCCUAUGAUGAGACGUGGACCAGAUGGACCAAGAACUCUCUGUAACGCAUGUGGUCUCAAGUGGGCCAAUAAGGGAAUCCUGAGAGACCUUUCCAAAGUUCCAGUCACCCCAGUGCAGCAGCAGCAUCGUGCUAUAAAGCUGAACGGUGAUCAAAAUGGCGAAGACACAGUGGUUAAUUUACCUCCGACGAAUGUCAUUACAACUUCCAGUGGUUAAAUCCUUCGUAUCGAUCUGACUCUGAGUAGGAAAAGUUGACUGCCAUUGCAGCUCCAAUUUGUAACCGCAAUUGGUGGUGGGUGCCCUUUAAGGCAAAUGGUGAGUAACCUGUACACUAGUACUAUUAUAUCUCUCACAACUUCGAAUAUGAGACUGUACAUAUAUUUUCUAUGUAAUUUUGUGUUGGAAUUGGAUUUGCGGAUUUGAUGUAUCUCCCUCCAAACGCAUGUAAUGAAUGAUCAAUCGGGAAUUGUAAUUUUACGAAACUUUUUUU
Erythranthe guttata (spotted monkey flower) is the source of this 1317-nucleotide messenger RNA. RefSeq names its product GATA transcription factor 24. Gene Ontology annotation, biological process: regulation of DNA-templated transcription. Lineage: Eukaryota; Viridiplantae; Streptophyta; Magnoliopsida; Lamiales; Phrymaceae. The record is from RefSeq and is a predicted model, not a curated record. Gene Ontology annotation, molecular function: sequence-specific DNA binding; protein binding; zinc ion binding.